AUGCAUUUCAAGACCGUUGCUACCUCGCUCCUCGUGGCCGGAGCGGCCGCCUCCCCCUUCCGCCGCCAGACCUCGAACGAGACCUUCUGCGAUGAGGACCUCCCCGCCCCUCAGCCGAGCAGCACCAAGGCUCACUUCCCGCCUUACCCCGUGAACACCACCAUCCCCGGUGUUCCCACUACUCCCGGCGGCUCUUAUCCUCCCCCCUCAAACCCCGGAAACGGAGGCAACACUGGUUCCGGCUCAGGCUCUGGCUCUGGCUCCGGCUCUUCUGGUUCUGGCUCCGGUUCCAACACUGGUUCCGGAUCUGGCUCCUCUAGCUCCGGCUCCAACACGGGCUCCAACACUGGGUCCAACACCGGGUCCAACACCGGCUCUUCCACGGGUUCCUCGACUGGAUCUAACACCGGUUCCAACACUGGAUCUAACACUGGAUCUAACACCGGUUCCAACACUGGUUCCAACACUGGUUCCAACACUGGUUCCAACACUGGAUCUAACACUGGUUCCAACACUGGUUCCGACAAGGGCUCCGACAAGGGCUCGGAUAAGGGCUCCGACAAGGGAUCUGACAAGGGCUCCAACGGCGGCUCUUACCCCGGAGGAGGCAAGCCUGGAUCCGGCGGCUCGUGGCCUUCCGCUGCUCCCUCCGCUGCCGCCUCUGCCCCUGCCGGCAACGUCCCCUCGUACCCGGGCAAGCCUCCUGGUGGCUCUUCUUACAUUCCCUUCCCCCAGAACACCAGCAUCCCCACCGCUGCUCCCUCCUUCACCACCGUUCCCGGUGUUGCUCUUCCCACCGAGCCCAUUGCCGUUCCCAGCACCACCGUCCCCGCUGGCAACAACGACACCAUCCCGGCCUCCACCUCCAGCACGGCCUCCGGAUCCGCCUCCGCCAGCGCUACCGCCCCGGCCACCAACAUCCCCUACGGUGUUGCCAUUACCAAGUGCACUGUUGAGGGUGACUUCGCUCUGACCUUCGACGACGGCCCGUUCACUUACACCGAGCACGUCCUCGACCUCCUCGCUGAGGCUGGCGCCAAGGCCACUUUCUUCGUCAACGGCGAGAACUUUGGCAACAUCAACAACUUCCAGGAUGUCGUCAAGCGUAUGGUCGCCGACGGCCACCAGAUUGGCUCGCACACCUACAGCCACCCCGACCUCGCCACACUGGGCGAUGCCGACAUCAUCCCUGAGAUGACUACGCUCGAGGAUGCUCUCAUCAACAUCAUUGGAAAGUACCCCACUUACAUGCGCCCUCCUUACUUCAGCUGGAACGACAACACCCUCUCCAUCCUGAAGGCGCUUGAGUACCACGUUAUCCACGCCGACAUCGACUCCCUCGACUACGCCAACAACGCUCCCCUCGGCAACCUUACCAGCGUCGGCAUCUUCGAGAAGGGUGUCGAUGCCGGUGGUUCCAUUGCCCUGGCCCACGAGGUUCACCAGAACACCGCCGAGUACCUUGUCCCCGAGUUCCUCCGCAUCAUUAAGGAGAAGGGCCUGAACGCCGUCACCGUCGGCGAGUGCCUGGGCGACGCCGAGGCCAACUGGUACAAGACCAAGCGCACCUCCACCCCCACCGCCACCGCCUCCAAGAUCGUCGUCUCCAUCACCAGCACCGCUACCCCCACCGGCGUCAUCGGCCCCGACGGCGCCUGCGGUGGCUCCAACAACUACGUCUGCGAGGCUGGUGCCUGCUGCUCCGAGUACGGCUUCUGCGGCACCUCCCAGGCCUACUGCGGUACCGGCUGCCAGCCCCUCUUCGGCGUCUGCGGUGUCGCCGGCCCCGUUGCCUCCGGCGGUGAUGCCACCUCCAGCGCCCCCGCUGCUACCCAGACCGCUGCCACCGGCGGUGUCAGCCCCGACAGCUCCUGCGGUGGCUCAAACGGCUACACCUGCCCUGACAGCACCUGCUGCUCUGAGUACGGCUUCUGCGGAACCACCACUGCUCACUGCGGCACCGGCUGCCAGCCCAUCUUCGGUACCUGCUCUUAA
Colletotrichum abscissum is the source of this 1995-nucleotide messenger RNA. Its product is annotated as polysaccharide deacetylase. Gene Ontology annotation, molecular function: hydrolase activity, acting on carbon-nitrogen (but not peptide) bonds; chitin binding. Lineage: Eukaryota; Fungi; Ascomycota; Sordariomycetes; Glomerellales; Glomerellaceae. Bases 1 to 1995 code for a protein of 664 amino acids. The record is from RefSeq and is a predicted model, not a curated record. The transcript has 2 exons. Gene Ontology annotation, biological process: carbohydrate metabolic process.